CCUUUGUUUCUAUUUUAUACUCUGAGGGUGCUUUGUAAGAGAAAUAAAAGCGGGCCCAGAAAAUAAGCACUAGAUGUAACCAGAGGUUCAAGACUUGAGCAGUACUCUUUUCUUGAAAUAGAAAGAGAGAGAUCAUGAAGAAGUGCGAGCUCUGUGACUCUCCAGCAAACAUGUACUGCGAGUCUGAUCAAGCUAGCCUUUGUUGGGACUGCGAUGCUCGAGUUCAUGGUGCGAACUUCCUGGUGGCUAAGCAUUCAAGAACACUUCUUUGCCAUGUCUGCCAGUCUUCAACGUCCUGGAAUGGCUCCGGCCCAAAGCUCGGUCCUACUAUUUCGGUCUGUGAAAGCUGUGUGAAUAGCAAUGUUAAAAACGAGGCAGGAAAUGAAGGAAACGACCAUGAUAACGGUGAACAUGGUGGCGGCGACAGCGAUGAUGAUGAUCCCGAUAGCGAUGACAUCUUUGAAGAAGAAGAUGAUGAUGGUCAUGGGGAUGAUGAUCAAGGAGAUAAUAAUGAAGAUGAAGAUGAAGAAGAAAAUCAAGUAGUUCCAUGGUCUUCUACGCCGCCUCCACCAACUUCAAGUUCUUCAUGGAGGGGUACACAUUAGAUUAAUCCAGAGUUUCAAACUCAAGUAUGCCUUUCUUCUCUUUUCCAGAUAAACUGAUCUUAACCCCUAAGAUUUGUUUUUC
This is a messenger RNA of Carya illinoinensis, 687 nucleotides long. RefSeq names its product zinc finger protein CONSTANS-LIKE 4-like. Gene Ontology annotation, molecular function: zinc ion binding. The coding region runs from base 135 to 605 and encodes 156 amino acids. The transcript has a single exon. The record is from RefSeq and is a predicted model, not a curated record. Lineage: Eukaryota; Viridiplantae; Streptophyta; Magnoliopsida; Fagales; Juglandaceae.